UUCAGCAUUUCCAACUCUUUCCUCUCUGCUGCUGGUGGCUGCUCUGACUGCGAUUUGCACGUUUCUUCUCGUCGGGACCGUAGAGAGGAACCCCGACUAGUAUAUAGUCUUAUAACCAAAGACUCGUUAACAUUGCCAUGACAGGACUGUGGUUUUAGACUGGUCCAAAUUAACGGUUGACUUGUUCGUCCUUUAGGUCUCUGUGUAGGACAAUCUGUAUGAGCUUUAAGAAUCAUUCUGAUACCUUUGACAUGGAUUAUUAUCAUACACGUGAUAAUCGCUGUCAUGGUGAAUCCUGCAAUGGUGAAUUGUGUCAGUGCAACAACUGCUCCUGUUUUAGAUUUUUGGGUUUUAUGUUUUUAUAUAGCUUAUUAGUUUUUAUGAUUUGACACAAUUUAAAAUGUCCCACUAACCGAGGACACAGUAACAGCCUUUUAAUACCAAGAAAAGCUGCUCAAACAGACGUUUUUAGAAGUCAGUAACUCCGUCAAGGGAUUCUAUGAAACAGCUAAAUUAUUGACAUGGACUUUGGUGCAGAUGCACAAUUGGAUUAGUGUGCUUGGUUUAGUUGCGACUUGUGCUGGUUUAUUCUAUACAUAGUGUUGUUUUGGAGCUGUGUGGACGUGAAAUCUAAGCUGUUUUAAAACUAAUAAAAAAAAAAAAAAUUUAAAAAAAAGACUAAACAAAAAAAAGUUUUCAAACAAGCAAAUUAAGGCCAACUCACUUACAGGCCAAGCGUUGAUAAUGAGUUCACAUAACCGGAAAUCAUUUCAUGCAGUUAAUUAAUAAUAACAAGCACGAUUUAAGGUCCGUGUCGAAAACACAAUAUUACAUAUCAUCAGAUGAUAAAUCAAAUGACCAUACAGAAGACUCACUGUUGAAUUCAUUACUCGCUUGUUCUGUUCCUAUCUGAGGUGUUAUCCGCUGAAGAAACAACACUUUAUAAUCAAUGUGGUCAGUGACGAAAGGGAAAUAUGACCAGUAGCUCAGUCAAGGGAUUCUAGAUUCUACAUACACUAUUUGCGUUCUUUCUUUCUUUCACAAGAAUAAUAUGCGAACCGCGCAUCGUGCAAACACAGGCAACGCGCGCGCAAUGAGGCGUUUGGUGCCUUUUACGCACGGUGUUACGCGGCAGGGACGCUUUAGAGCCGCGACGACUGUGAUUUCUGUGAGGAGGCCUUGCAGAGCAGCUGGCAGGCAAAUACCGUUAUCAAUGCGCCUCGGACAGACGGGGAAGCUGUAAAUACGCCUCUGCGGGGGAAUUGAUACGACCUCAUUCUGAUGUUAAUUAAAGGUUAGCGUUCGGAACACGCCAAGCUUUUAUCCACACGACAAAAUCUGUAAUUCAAUCGAUUUUAUUUAAUCAUCUAAAGGCAUAUACAUUCACGUAUGCUUAUUGUACGUGUCUUUGGCAAAAAAAAAAGUGGGUGAACAAUUUUCCUCAAAUAUAAAAGUGAAGUAACCUGAGUGUUAAGUGGGUAUACACCCCCCCCCCCCCCCCCACCACCCCACACACCUAACCUGCACAUGACAAGCCAUUUCGUAAUGUCACUGGACGUGAGCGAGAUCGCUCAUUUUCCUGCAACAUGACACCGUAGUAGAAAACAAACCAGCGGGCUGUGUGUCGCGUGGUUCACAGGAAGUUCGCUGAUUUAGGACGUAGAGUCUGAGGCAGGGUGUUGAUUUAAUGGGCAAAAACAAGGACACAUUUUUGCUCCCGCCUAUAGACCUGCCCCUGUUUCACAAACAGACUGUGUCUAAUUCACACGCGGGGGUUUAUAUUUCCAGCGCCAGGCCGUGUUUAUCCAAGAACAUGCAGAGCAUCAAUCCGAGGUCUGUGCUGCUGCGGCCUCAUAUCAUUCCAACACUCCCUCUCCGGGGAGCUUGGAAUAACUGCUAAACCUUAAACAGUAAGGUCCUCACUGUUGGAUUUCAACCGCUGGACAAACGGAGGAGAGAGAGUGAAGGGGAAGUUCACGAGGGACGUGAGACCGGGUGAGUUUGGCGCACAGUUGUGCUUUAGCAGGUAAACUGGGGUCCAAGGUGCGCACUGAGCCGCCUAUGAUACCAACAAUACGGAUGGAAAGAACUUUAAUGUGGAACCCUCACAGAGUUUUGCAACGGAGGCUGAGAGUAGAGACAGACUGGCAGUUUAUAUUAUAACUUGAAGGAGGCCAGAGGGACAGAUCAGACAGAUCAGCGGUCAGCCGACACUCCGUGCGUCACUGUAGCGACGAACAGCAACAGGGACCGGACAGGUAGAGCUGAGCAUUUAGAAACAGACCUUGCAUCCUCUGCGCACCUGGGGGGGCCUUGUGUGUGUGUGUAGGAAGAUGUCCAGAGAGGAGCAGAGCAUGUCGGACGUUGAGCUCAGUCCCGGGAUGUCGGACGACAGUCGCUCCCUGUCACCGGGCCACUCCUCCGGUGCGGCCGGCGGGGGGGACUCGCCUCUCAGCGGGCGGCAGCAGCCGCAGCCGGCGGGCCUGGACGACUCUGCGGCGGGCAGCGCGUCCAUCAAAUCCGAGGACGAGGACGACCGCUUCCCCGCGGGAAUCCGCGACGCGGUGAGCCAGGUGCUCAACUGCUACGACUGGACCCUCGUGCCCAUGCCAGUGCGCGUGAACAGCGGAAGCAAGAACAAGCCGCACGUGAAGAGGCCCAUGAACGCCUUCAUGGUGUGGGCGCAGGCGGCGCGGAGGAAACUGGCCGACCAGCACCCGCACCUGCACAACGCGGAGCUCAGCAAGACCCUGGGGAAGCUCUGGAGGCUUCUUAACGAGGGCGACAAGCGGCCCUUCAUCGCGGAGGCAGAGCGGCUGCGGAAGCAGCACAAGAAGGACUAUCCCGACUACAAAUACCAGCCACGACGCCGCAAAAGCGGAAAGCCCGGUUCUGGAUCAGGAAGUGAGGCCGAUGGCCAUUCGGAGGGUGAGGUCGGCCAACACUACAAGGGCCUCCAACUGGAUGUGUCCCUCAUUCGGCCUGCCGGGUCCCCUCUGGCAGACGGGCACCACCCUCAUGCUGCAGGUCACAGUCCUCCCACACCUCCCACCACUCCCAAGACCGAGCCUCAGUCUGGGAAGGUGGGGGAUGGAAAACGGGAGGGUGCAGGGAAUGGGGGCUCGCGUGGUGCGAUGGGAGCAGAGGGAAGCUCAGGUGCUCCGGGAUCCGGUAAACCUCACAUCGACUUUGGUAAUGUGGACAUUGGUGAGAUGAGCCACGAGGUGAUGGCCAACAUGGAGCAUUUUGAUGUCAACGAGUUUGACCAGUACCUUCCUCCAAAUGGACACCCGGGGGUUGGGCAGAGUGCUGGGGCGGGAGCGGCUGCUACACCUUCCCCAGCCUCUUCGUACACCUACGGCAUCUCCUCCGCUCUGGCAGCGGCCAGUGGACACUCAGCAGCCUGGCUGUCCAAGCAGCAGCAGCAGCAGCAGCAGCAGCUGCAACACCACAGCCCAUCUCUGGGCUCUGAUCCCUCCAAAGCCCAGAUCAAGAGCGAGGCUGGGGGUACCGGGGGUCACUUUGCAGAGGCAGGCUCAGUAGGUUCCCAUGUCACCUACACCCCCCUCAGCCUUCCUCACUACAGUUCUGCCUUCCCCUCACUGGCCUCCAGGGCUCAGUUUGCCGAUUAUGCUGACCACCAGGCCUCAGGGUCCUAUUACGCUCAUUCCAGCCAGGCCUCGGGGUUGUACUCCGCCUUCUCUUACAUGGGGCCCUCCCAGAGGCCCCUGUACACCGCCAUCACUGACCCGGCCAGCGUGCCGCAGUCACACAGCCCCACGCAUUGGGAACAGCCCAUCUACACGACUCUGUCGCGGCCAUGACAGACAACGAGACCAGAGGGCACCGGUGCCGGUUCAGCCCCCACGUCGGACCCAAGGAGCAGCGGCUACAACAGCGGUGUUGGUGGCAACGGUGGCGAAAGUGGUCUGGGCUGGGGGGUCUGGGCAGGCACUGGGGGAGUCGGCAGGGGAGGCAGGAGGGGAGAAACCCCGUUCUGCCCCUGCCCAGAUGCAGAAAUGCUGUCGCAGUCCAAGGAUGAGCUUGGAGCGUGGGGCUUUUCAGGCGCGGUUGAUUAUUUGGGGCACUCGGCGUAGAAGUGACAGAAUGUUUCACUUUACACCCAUCGCAGAGUUUCAGGUUAGAGUCACAGCAGCCAAGCCUCUGGCGCUCCAAACAACAUGACAGUAUUCACAAGUGGUUAAGGAUCAUGUCCCUGUCGGUUUUGUGUAUCAGAGGAGGCACUUUGUAGUCUACACCCUUCUUCCUCAAGCCACCAGGGGUCAGCAGCAACAGAGAACGGUACACAUUAGCAAGACUUUGAUCUCUAUAGUGAAGGGUGUGACUGAAAUGGAGCCAAAUUCAUUCUACAUGAAAUAGUUUUUUUUGUACCAGAAGAAUGAAGUGCCAAACUGCGGCCCAUUCACUUCUCAGGCAAGACUGACCUUUUAUCAAACAGAUGUUCAAUUGUAUUGCUUUUAGGAAUUAAUACAACAAAUACUGAUAUCAUUCUGUUGUGUCAGAGGCACAUUUGUCCUUAAUUAAUUAAUUCAAAUUAUUAUUAUGCUGAGUUCACCUAACAUGCCUUUUGUACAAACAACGGUCGUGCAUGGAAGCAAAAUGCCAUAAAACUAUGUUGAGGUUUUGUUCAGUGAAAUGUAUAUUUAGUAAAAAAAACAAACAAUUGUUAUGAUUACUGAUUGUUAUCAGGAUAGUUGAUACGAUGUACUUGAAAUUACAAAUGUACGUUUACUGAUGCAGACAGAUUUUAAGAUAUUUGUAAAACGACCAAAGUUUUGAGACCAAAACUUUUAAGAAAAGAAACUGAUUAUACAGACGUUUCUCCCAACGUGACAUUCAAAACUACCUUACAAUACGCAGGUCACUAGUUUUCUCAAUUUUCUUCAAUUUUUUGCCAAUGUGACUUAUUGUAAAUGCCUUAAAAACACAUUGGUGUCAAAAGCUACUUUUGCCUUUUUUUUCACAAUGGCACUGAUGAGUGCGAUGAUUUUCAUUAGUACUUGACGCAUUCAUGAAGAACAUUCAUGAAAAAAGAUAAUUCUAUUUAAACUUGCAUGAUUCAUUUUCACUGACCGUGGUCGCAAUUAGGGAUGCACGAUAUGUAUCGGCCGAUAAAAUGAUCAGCCGAUGAUGGUAAAUCUAUAUAAAUAUGUAUUAUUCCGCAAAUAAAAUUCAAUUUGAUAUAUAAUAUAUAUAUAUAUAUAUAUAUAGAGCUGAUAUUACAGAGCCAGAAUUGCUUUCAUUGACUUAACAGGCACAGCGUCUACACAAGUCAGAGCUUUGGAAUAUUAAAUCAUCCAUCUUUGCAAAGUACAUCUUCGCCAUUCUUUCACUCAGGUGUGCAAAAUAAAAUACAAGUUAUGAACUUCCUUUUAAAAUACAAAAAAAUGGGAAAUGAUCGGUUAUGUUAUCGGUAUCGGCCUUGAGAAGCAGGUAAUUAUCGUACCAGCUGUAAAACAAUCCACAUCGUGUAUCCCUCGUCUCAAUGCGUCAUAGAACACACGGUAGAAGCUUUUUCUUUGUUUUAACUAUUAACUGUAUUAAUAUUGUUAAAUUGUUUUUGCCAUUAUUAUCUUCACUGAAAAUCUGCACCCUGCCUUUUCUUUACCUUUUGUGUGUGAUUUAAAAUGCGUAUCAAUAUUUAAUAUGAAAUGUCAGAUCUUUUGAUACUUACUUUAACAUUUUUCUCUUUUUGUUGCAUUUUGAGGACAGUUUCAAUGUGGGAGAUGCCAAAUACUGAGAAACAGUUGCCAGAGAUUGAGCGAUUAAAUCUUCUAGGAGAAAUAAGUUUUAACACAGCCUGAUAUUAAAUACAACAUGCGCCCGGUCCUUUAAAAAUACCUGCCGCUCACUUAUGAAACAGAAGUAUUUUAUCUUAAAUCAUGUUUGUGUCUUUCCCAAUUGUUGGACUAUUAGUUAAACUAGUUUUGCAUGAAGUGUUUUUCUUUGGUCUUUAUACAUUAUACAUUUCCACAUGUCAUUUCUUUCCCUCAUGUCCUAAACAGAACUGUAUCUUAAGUAUCUUAUUUUCCAUCUGGGAAAGUGAAAAAAAAAACAAAAAAAACGUUCAUUUAUUUUUGCUUUGUUUUUAUGUAUAUCACUCAAAUAUUCUUUAUCACUACUGGAUGCAGAUCCGAACCAUAUGCAUGCAGCACUGCUUGUUUUGAUUCAUACUCCAUCGACGCUUAAAGCCCAUUAUCAUUUAACCAUUUACCUCCAGCACAGCAAGCAGAGUUCAUUGUACAUCAUUGUUGCUACAUGUGAAUGUGUUAUAUUGCUACGAAUUUUGCUAUUUAUAUUUGUUUUAUGCUUGUGUUUGCGCCGUUAGUUGUUCCUCUACCAACACGAGGACGACGUGUUCGACCGGUACUGCCAUUUUAGUAUUUCAUAGUCUCCAUCCUUGUAUAACUGUUGCCAGCACAGCACAGCAACACGACUUCUAAGUAACAGCAGGAGCGAAAGCCUAAACAUGUGAUGAUGACUAUGACCUUUUACGCUCAUUUGAAAUAAAAGCUCUAUUAUUUCUGCUUUGAUAAAA
Anarrhichthys ocellatus (wolf-eel) is the source of this 6559-nucleotide messenger RNA. It is a transcript of the gene sox10, whose product is annotated as SRY-box transcription factor 10. Gene Ontology annotation, biological process: peripheral nervous system development; negative regulation of transcription by RNA polymerase II; neural crest cell migration. Lineage: Eukaryota; Metazoa; Chordata; Actinopteri; Perciformes; Anarhichadidae. The transcript is spliced from 4 exons. The record is from RefSeq and is a predicted model, not a curated record. Gene Ontology annotation, molecular function: RNA polymerase II cis-regulatory region sequence-specific DNA binding; DNA-binding transcription factor activity, RNA polymerase II-specific. Gene Ontology annotation, cellular component: nucleus. Bases 2334 to 3824 code for a protein of 496 amino acids.